Messenger RNA from Fusarium musae, 819 nucleotides. RefSeq lists its product as uncharacterized. Gene Ontology annotation, biological process: regulation of DNA-templated transcription. The record is from RefSeq and is a predicted model, not a curated record. Bases 1 to 819 code for a protein of 272 amino acids. The transcript has 3 exons. Gene Ontology annotation, molecular function: zinc ion binding; DNA-binding transcription factor activity, RNA polymerase II-specific. Lineage: Eukaryota; Fungi; Ascomycota; Sordariomycetes; Hypocreales; Nectriaceae.
AUGUUCAGCCAGGGCGGUGCCAGUUCCUUGGGUCAGCAGGGACAGGGCAAUAAGCGACAACGCACAGCAGCCAUGUAUCACCGCAAGCGUGCCGUGACAGCCUGCCAAUCUUGCCGAUUGAGAAAGACCAAAUGUGACAAUGUCCGGCCAGUCUGUGGGUUCUGCUCCAGGAGCGGUGCUCAGUGCGUCUAUCCUGGCUCUGGCCCUGAUAGUGAUUACUCAAGCUAUGAUCCUGCUAGUUUGACUAUCCUGGAUCGACUCAACCAUGUUGUGUCUCUUCUUGAGUCUCGACCUCUAGCAGUACUUGUAAAUGAUUCAGAGUCAUACGACUCACCGCAAGGAGCAUCUAAUUUAUCAGCAGGGCAUGCUAGUAUCACUCAGCCAUUGCGUGUUGCUCCAAUCCACGCAUCGAGAGACUUGACGACUCUUGUCCCUGAAUAUGACGUACUGCAGGUCCUUGAACGCCCUGACUUUCCUUCAGCAUCAAACAAUUGUGAGAGUAUUAUGAGGUGGCCGAUCUUUCAAGGCCUCGUGCCUGAUACCCACUCUUUCGUCCUGGAGCUAAACGAAGAUGUUGAAGCGAGGUCCAGCGAUACCCGGGGCGCCUCAGGUGGAAGAGGAGUCCAGGAGGAGGAUUUUGUUCCUCUUUCAAAACGGUUCCUUGCUUACGUGCAUGUGAAGAAUCCGAUUUUGGAUGUUAAGGAUUAUAAGAAGAAGGUCAGAGAAGCAGCCGAAAAUGGACCAAGAUGGAAUGGCGAGUCUUGCCUUGUAUCAGAAGAAGUCGAGCCAGGCAACCACGCAGGAAACUCGCCGCCUUGA